GGCGGCUUGCGUUACCCUUAAGUUUUGUAAAUUUUCUGCGUUGUUUGAACGGUCCACUGCAAUGUCUGUCAAACACAGCUGCUCUUUAUUCGACACAUUUUCAACCGGAUAUUCCCGAGUUGGCGCUUGGAUUAACGUUGCUGCUCCUGUUGUGUUUUUGUAGGUGACAGUCAAUCAAACAAUUCAUCUGAUCGGUCAGGACGGGUUCAGUUUCUGUGGACAGAUUAUUUGUCGACUUGUUUCUCAUUUUGGGAGCUGUGUGCCAACGUUUCGACUUGUAACUAGCAGCCGGCGCAGCAAGUAGUCACUCUUGACUGGAAGUGGAGGCUGAGACGCACACGUGUUAUCCUCCUUCCUCCGGCAGCACCGAGAUUUAAACACACUCGGGAUAAAGUAGUUUUUCUGUGGGAUUUCGUUUAAAACACGGACGACGGCGUGGCAGACAACAUGUCGCUAAGCAGAAGUAUAGAAUUUGAACACUUUGAGGAACGAGAGAAACCUCAGCGGACACCGAGGACCAACUCAGGCUCCGGGUCCCAGUCUGGCUCCAGAGGCAACGGUCUGGUCCCCAGCCCGGCGCACAGUGCGCACUGUAGUUUUUACCGCACACGCACUCUCCAAUCCCUCACAUCCGAGAAAAAGGCCAGAAAAGUGCGGUUUUACCGCAAUGGGGACAAAUAUUUUAAAGGUUUGGUGUAUGCCAUUUCUAACGACCGGUUCAGGUCUCUGGAUGCCCUGCUCAUGGAACUCACACGGUCCCUGUCUGACAAUGUCAACCUUCCUCAAGGAGUCCGGACGUUAUACACGUUGGAUGGAGGCAGGAAGAUCACCAGUCUGGAUGAGUUAGUAGAGGGUGAGAGCUAUGUGUGUGCAUCAAAUGAAUCCUUCCGCCGUGUGGAGUACACCAAGAACGUUAACCCCAACUGGUCCCUGGGCAGCAAGACCGGCACAUCGCGCUCCCUCUCCUCUCUCAUCCCGCUGAAGAGUGAGUUGCAGCGUGAGUCCAAGGACUUUAUCAAACCCAAGCUAGUCACGGUCAUCCGCAGCGGUGUCAAACCCCGCAAGGCAGUACGGAUACUGCUCAAUAAGAAGACCGCACACUCCUUCGAGCAGGUGCUCACCGACAUCACAGAUGCAAUCAAGUUGGACUCUGGGGCCGUGAGGAGACUGUACACGUUGGAGGGCAAGCAGAUUAGCUGCCUGCAGGACUUCUUUGGGGACGAUGAUGUGUUUAUAGCCUGUGGCCCAGAGAAGUACCGCUAUGCCCAGGACGACUUUGUGUUGGAUCACAGCGGUAAGGCUUCCACAGCCUUUAUGACUGAAUGCAGAGUGCUGAAGUCGUCUCACAGCCGCUCUGCUACUCCAAACCGGACAGCUAAGAGCCCCGGACCUUCACGACGCAGCAAGUCCCCUGGUGCAGCCAGGCAAACUGUCCACUACUCCACCAGCCAGUCUCCAAUCAAAUCCCCAGUAAAUGGUGUCUCAAGCAGCCAGAUCUCAACUCCAAAGUCCAUCAAGUCCUCCACUCCGUCUCCCACCAGCCCCCGACCCAUCCCCAGUUUCAAGAUCCCUCCGUCACAUCACAUCUCAUCCCCAAAUGGAAAUGGUUCGUUGAACAACCACCAGGAGCAAACCAAUCGACUGAGUCCAGAGGUUAAUGGUAACCGCUACCUGCCUGCCUCCACCAUCUUGGAAAAAUACAAGGUUGGCAAGGUCAUCGGAGAUGGCAACUUUGCUGUGGUCAAAGAGUGCGUGGAGAGGUCCACAGGAAAAGAGUUUGCGCUGAAGAUCAUCGACAAGGCCAAGUGUAGUGGAAAGGAGCACCUCAUAGAGAAUGAGGUCGCAGUGCUGCGGAAGGUGAAACACCCCAACAUCAUCAUGUUGAUGGAGGAGGUGGACACUUCCUCUGAACUCUACCUGGUUAUGGAACUUGUUAAGGGAGGGGAUUUAUUCGAUGCCAUCACCUCCUCGGCCAAAUACACAGAGAGAGACGCCACUGUCAUGGUGUACAAUCUCGCUGGAGCUCUGAAGUACCUGCACAGCAUGAACAUCGUCCACAGAGACAUCAAACCAGAGAACUUGCUGGUGUUUGAGUAUCCAGAUGGCACCAAGUCAUUGAAACUCGGGGACUUUGGCCUGGCUACAGUGGUGGAAGGACCUUUAUACACCGUAUGUGGAACUCCUACAUAUGUGGCUCCAGAAAUCAUCGCAGAGUCGGGUUACGGCCUGAAGGUGGACAUCUGGGCUGCAGGUGUCAUCACCUACAUACUCUUGUGUGGCUUCCCUCCAUUUCGAAGUGAGAGUAACAUGCAAGAGGAUCUGUUUGACCAGAUCCUUCUGGGGCGACUGGACUUUCCCAGUCCUUACUGGGACAACAUCACUGAGUCAGCCAAGGAGCUGAUUGGAAAGAUGCUGACGGUCAACGCUGAGGCUCGAUACGCCGCACAAGACAUCCUCUCUCACCCUUGGGUCACGGACGACGCAGUCACGGGGAACAACAUGAAGAUGGAGGUCACAGGUAAACUGAAGACGCACUUUAACACUGAGCCUAAGCACAACAACACCACAGCCGGGGUGUCAGUCAUCAUGAACACAGCUCUAGAUAAGAAGAACCUCCAGCUCACCACCCGUCAUCGUCCAGGGCCCCAAACAGUGCCACGUCCACCGUCGUCGACUGGCAAUAAAGCCCUUUCAGUCAUACCCGCCUCGCCAACAAAGUCAGAACCGGCUUCUCCAACCAAACGGGCAUCACACGCCGAAGAACCAAAACCUGCCAUGCGGGCAUCACCCACCAAGUCUGCUCUUCUCAAGGCCCCCAAGACCACGAAUACAGCUUUGCCUGCUGCUCCCUGGUCUCAUUCCCCAACUGACGGUGUUGAUUUCCCUCCCUCUGCUCCUGUCAGUUUGCUUCAUGUUGCCCCUUCACCCUCUGCUGAAACUUUCCCCAUCACCUCUUUGCCUGUUUCCGCCCCUCCUGAAAUAACAGCGUCACCUACAUCACCCUCCGCCCCUCCCUUCUUAUCUCUAGAGACUCCCUCACCCUCUGGCCCUCCUGUUCUUUUUGCCUACACAACUCCCUCAACCCCCGUCUCCUGUCCUUCCCCAUCAUCUCCACCCAAACCAGCUUCUCUUUCUCCCUCUUCUCCCACCAAACAAGCCCCUUCCUCCUCCCUGGUCUCCUCCAUCAACCGGCUGUAAUUUUUCCACUCUCUUCCCCAACCAAACAAGAACCAUCCUCUCCGUCCCCCUCUCCCACCCAUCCAACCCUGUUUCCCUCUCCUCCUUCUACACCUCCCAGAUCUACAACCCCGCCCUCUCCGGCAGGCCCGCCUUCUCCCAGUCCUCUACCUGCUGAAGAGCUUAUGGAGAUUUAAAAAAAACACGGCAAUUCUGUAGCCAAUUUCACCCUCUCACUCUUUGUCUUUACAUGUAUGUAUCAGAAAACAUAGGAUGAGGAGGCUAAAACUCAACCUCAAGCAUUCCCAGUAGCUUUAAACUGAGCCAGAGACCGCUGUGUCCAUAUUUUUCUCUCAUUCUUAUCCCACUCAUUUAUAGAGAUGGAAGAUACGAGGUGUCGAUUGUAUUUAUUAAUGGAGGAUGUGGAGAAAGGGAAUUAACUGAAGAUAUCACUGUUCUGAGUGGUUUGUAUUUGGAAGUCAUUACUUGAAUUGAAUUGUUUUAUUUAUUAUCCCAUUUUGACUGCCUGUGGCUCUUCUGUAAAUAGUUAUUCAUAACACACACACCCUAACUGUGAACUCCUAUUGCUUUUAGCAGAGAGACAGUAUGUUCAUAAUGCAAGUAUUUCAGCAUAUCAAACGUCUGAACUUGCUAGCCUAGCUACCCUUGGUGUAAUCCAACUAAUGUAACAAAACUACUCAGUAUUUUCUCUGACUGCAGCCAUCCCAAUGGUAACCACACGUUUAUUAUUAAACUCCUAUUCAGUGUUACUAUAUACAAAUACAGUGGGUUGACAAAAUAAAUGCAAUACCUACCAAAGUAUCAAGUAGCUAAUGACAAGUAAGGCGGUGCUCUACUUGUUAAAAAGCUUCAGCUCUACCUGGAGAUUCUGAGGAUUUGUACGCAUUGAAAUCACACAUACAAAAGAGGUAAUAGACAAAUGGCCGACACAAAUGGCUGUUCACAUUCAUUUUAAAGGGUAUGUUCAUCCAAAUUACAAAAAAAGUUUUCUCAGUCAGCACAGUGGUUUGCAACUGUUUGAGCUUGUGACCCCAUAUUUCUCUGCACCAAGGCCAUUUCAACCAAAGAUUUAAAUUGUUUUAUUUACAUAUGUUAAUGGCCUGAAGACAUAAAACUGUCCAUUAAUUCAAAAGCAAUAAUCUUAAAAUAUAAACAAUUUUUAUGUUUUUAUGUUAUCUUAUCCCAUAAAUCAUCUCCCAACCCCUCACAUUAAUCUUGAGGGGUCCAGACCUCCAGGCUGGAAACAACUGCUCUAGUGUUAUUAUAUAUAAUAUAUAUAUAUUGUAGCCAUGCAGAAAGCUUUCGGGUAAUUUACCAAGGUUAUGAGAUUUCUGUUGCUGCCACAAUAUAAUAUAGGCGCAAAGAAUUUUGUUUGUGGCAUGACAACAAUCUAGUUUGUCAAGGCCCCUAUGAAAAGUGUCCAUAGUGAAAUCUGCAAAUAUCCAGAGUUACCAGAAGUAAUGUUACUUUUGAAUAUUGUAAAUGUCAUUUUUCAAUGCUAUUACAUGAAAAAUUCACCAUCUUAUUGAGGUAGGAACAUUUCAUAGAAAAAUAUCUAAAAACCUGUGCAAAUAAAAAAAAAAGUCUUUGCAUGACCAGAGACUGCUAAAAGUGAAGCAAAAGAUGAUUUUUAAAUUUGGGUGAACUGACCCUUUAACAUGACUUUCCAGUGUACUACCUUUAUAAGUCAUGUGUCAAUUUGGUAGAUUAUUUUGUGCGCCCACAGUAACUGACAGACAUGCUGACACAGUCAUUCACAUACUGUUUGUAUGUAUUAUUUGAUGUGAACAUUUGAGUUGUACAUAGUGUGAAGAACCGUAGUUGUCCACCUGAAACUUGAAGGUUUGUCUUCUUGCUUACGUGUGUCUGAGCAGAACUGCUCUUUAAAAAAAAAAAAAAAUAAGGAAAAUACACUGAACAAAAUUAUAAACGCAACACUUUUGUUUUUGCCUACAUUCAUCUUCAUUGCAUGCUCCCUCCAAACUUGCGACAACUGUGGCAUUGUGCUGUGACAGAACUGCACAUUUAAGAGUGGCCAUUUAUUGUGGCCACCCUAAGGCACACCUGUGCAAUACCCAUGCUGUCUGAUCAGCAUCUUGAUAUGCCACAUCUGUGAGGUGGAUGGAUUAUCUCAGCAAAGGAAAAGUGCUCACUGACAGAUUUUUGAAAAAUAGGCCUUUUGUGUACAUAGAGAAAGUCUUAGAUCUUUGAGUUCAGCUCAUGAUGAAUGGGGACAAAAACGCAAGUGUUGUGUUUAUAUUUUUGUUAAGUGUAGAUCCAACAGACAUAAAACCAAAUUGUUGGUUUGUUUAUGAUGAACUGUCAUUUUUAAAAACUGAAUUACUUUCGGCUACGACUCUAGUACUGCACAGAAAGGAUUGAUAUAAUUCCUUUCAUGACACUAGUGAACACUUUCUUCAAAAUAUUCAUUCAGUGGUUUUUGAUCUGUUGGAUUUACAUGAAUGAAUGUGUUGCCAAGGUGACAGGUUUGUGCCUGACCAGUACCUAACAGCUCUUUGCUUAAUGAUGCCUUUCUCAAAACCAGCUUGGCAGAAAAAUGGGGUUCCAAAUUGUGCAUCCUAAAGUUAAGUUAUGUGAUUUGUUUUUAUUUUGUACCCGUUUUAAACUCCAAAGCAUUGUCCCAGCUCCUUCAGUGGUUCAACAUGCCUCUUUUCCCCUUCAGGACUUUCAGCUGCAUGCAUAUUACUUUCCCCACUUCCUGCCUCCCUGUCAGAGAAAACCCUCACACAUACACAAAGUCAAGUUGGUACAUAAUGUCAUUUAGCUUCCUCUUAUGUAUAUGUAGUUUGAGUAGAUUUUCAUAAGCAGUUUGUAAAGGGACAUUUGUAUGAAAAGACAGUUUUAAAACAGGUAUAUCAUCUGUGUCAAACUGGAGUAACGGUUUUCAUUAGGUUAGAAAGGCUGCUUUUAAUGUCCUACUGUUUUGAAAUGACAGUAAAGCAAAAAAUAAAAAUGCAAUGAAGACUUCAAA
Messenger RNA from Micropterus dolomieu (smallmouth bass), 6190 nucleotides. RefSeq names its product doublecortin-like kinase 2a (gene dclk2a). Gene Ontology annotation, molecular function: protein kinase activity; ATP binding. The record is from RefSeq and is a predicted model, not a curated record. The transcript has 17 exons. NCBI's taxonomy places the organism in Eukaryota, Metazoa, Chordata, Actinopteri, Centrarchiformes, Centrarchidae. The coding region runs from base 448 to 3198 and encodes 916 amino acids. Gene Ontology annotation, biological process: intracellular signal transduction; protein phosphorylation. Gene Ontology annotation, cellular component: microtubule cytoskeleton.